Messenger RNA from Saprolegnia diclina VS20, 824 nucleotides. RefSeq lists its product as hypothetical. The record is from RefSeq and is a predicted model, not a curated record. The transcript has 2 exons. Gene Ontology annotation, molecular function: cysteine-type endopeptidase activity. Lineage: Eukaryota; Oomycota; Saprolegniomycetes; Saprolegniales; Saprolegniaceae. Gene Ontology annotation, cellular component: lysosome. The annotation marks the transcript as partial.
GCAUGACGCAGCGACGUCGACUGGUGCCUUGCUCUCACCGCCGAAGCUCACUCUUUCUCAAGGUGCUGCUUGCGAUGCGCUUCGUUAGCUUCUUCGCGCUUCUCCUCGUCUCGACGACCGUCGCUGCGCUCAACAUCUCGGACGACGAGCGACAUGAGCUCUCGCGCGACUUGAUGCUCUGGCAACAAAAGUUUGGUGACGAUGACCACGUGCGCGCGGCCAUGAAGCUCGUGCGAGGGACCUUGACGACCGACGACCUCCUCCGACGCUUGAAGGCGACCAAGGACAAGCUGCCAGCGCUUCAUGCGACCAACCCGUACGCCACCUUUAGCCACUUGACCAAGUUUGCACUGCUCACGGACAACGAGUUUGCGCGGUUCGUGUCGGGCUCUGCAUCGGCAUCGGUCGUCCCGCCAUUGCCUGCUGCACCGGCAUCGACCCACCGCUCAAAUCGCAGUGCAGAUGUUGGCGGCGCCAUGGACGCCUACUCGGUCGACUGGACUACGAGGUCGAUUUGCGUGCCGCCCGUCAAGUUCAAAGGCAACUGCGGUAGCAACUGGGCAAUCGUGGCGGCGGCGGCCGUCUCGUCCACGCACUGCCUCACGACGGGCGACGCCAUCAACCUCUCGGCGCAACAGGUCUUGAGCUGCUCGUACCCGAGCGGCACAGACGGCUGCAAAGGCGCUGGCUUUGCGCAGCAUGCGAUGCGGUGGCUCGUGUCGCAACCGAGCGCCUUGUGCAGCGAGUCGGCGAUCCCGUACACGUCGGGCGAGACGGGGUCGGCUGCGUUUUGCAGCGACAACGCCAAGCCGGUCCCAUCGUGA